AUGGCACUACUGGACGCCGUCGCACAUCAUACUCUGGUACUAGCUUGCUUUAUCACACCUUGCAAAACCUAUCCUCACAAAGAUCCCAUCCUCGGGCUUGAUCUCUUCAUUGAAAAUUUCCGCCUUCUGAACAAAGGUGGAUUCCUAGACAAACUUUCCGAACGAUAUUACCGUCAGAAUGCUUGGACAUACACACAACUGUUGUUCAGAGAAAAGGUUAUCAACACAGCAGAUCCUGAAAAUAUCAAAGCCAUUCUCGCAACCCAGUUUACAGACUUUCAGCAUUCUCCUCGCCGAAAAGCGGCAUUCUAUCCCACUUUUGGUCAUGGAAUCUUCACCACCGACGGAGCUGAAUGGGAAUUUUCCAGAGCACUCCUACGUCCGAGCUUUGUGAGAAGUCAAGUUGGAGAUCUGGACAUAUUUGAGGCGCACAUUUCGCAUCUCAUUAAUAAAAUACCCCGUGAUGGGUCAAUUGUGGAUAUACAACAAUUGUUCUUUGCUCUUACCAUGGAUACAGCAACUCAGUUCUUGUUCGGCCAAAGUGCUAAUGUUUUAGUGGAAGGGGAACCAAGCGCCAGAGGUGAAAAAUUUGCGGAGGCCUAUGACUAUGUAACGGAAAUCGUUGGGAUACAAGCUAAACUUGGUCAAAUUGUGGCCAAGAUUCCAAACAAGCGAUAUACCGAUUCCAUCAAAUAUAUCCAUGAGUACGUGGAAAUGUACGUACAGAAGGCCGUCGACUUCGCAAAGUUUGGACAUUCAAGAUCUGUUCACGAUGCAGAAGCGAACGGCCGAGAAUCACACGAGAAGUACGUGUUCUUAGAAGAGCUAGCAAAAACAGGAGUCGACAAGAAAAAGAUCCGGGACGAACUCCUUAAUGUCCUUUUCGCAGGCCGCGAUACAACAGCGGGGCUUCUAUCGUUUACCUUCUACAUUCUUGCUCGCCGCCCAGAUGUUUUCGAGAAAUUGAGGGCUGAAGUUAUGACGCUGGGUUCAGAGAGACCAGAUUUUGCACAAAUAAAGAACAUGAAAUAUCUUCAGUAUACUUUGAAAGAAGUCAAUCGCCUCUACCCAAUUGUCCCAUUCAAUGCUCGUGCUGCCGUUCGAGACACAACUUUACCAGUUGGAGGUGGUUCGGACGGGAAAUCCCCCAUUCUUGUGAAGGCAGGACAAGCUAUAAACUACCAGAUAUAUACGAUGCACAGACGAAAAGAUUUGUAUGGCGAGGACGCUCUAGAAUUCAAGCCGGAGAGAUGGGAGCAUAUUAGGCCAACAUGGCAGUAUCUUCCAUUCAAUGCCGGUCCUCGUAUUUGCAUCGGCCAACAGUUUGCUUUGACUGAGGCUUCCUACACGAUAAUCCGGUUGCUUCAAGCUUUCAAAUCCAUCAGACCGAGAGAAGGCGAAGGACCUUUGACGGAACUACUAGCUUUGACUUCGUCAGUUCGCGGAGGGGUUAACAUUGGGCUGACACCAGCCUAG
Talaromyces stipitatus ATCC 10500 is the source of this 1476-nucleotide messenger RNA. Its product is annotated as cytochrome P450, putative. The transcript has 5 exons. NCBI's taxonomy places the organism in Eukaryota, Fungi, Ascomycota, Eurotiomycetes, Eurotiales, Trichocomaceae. Gene Ontology annotation, molecular function: heme binding; oxidoreductase activity, acting on paired donors, with incorporation or reduction of molecular oxygen; monooxygenase activity. The record is from RefSeq and is a predicted model, not a curated record. The coding region runs from base 1 to 1476 and encodes 491 amino acids.